GCCAAAUAUACUCGAUAAUCUGAAAAUUGAACGAAAUAAUGAACAUUUUUUGUUUAUGAAACGUGAAAAUAAAUCAAAUAUCAUAAAUGAAUCAGGGCUUCAAAAUAAGGCGAGUCAAUAUAUUAUAUAAAUGAAAUCAUUAAUUUUCAACCUAAUAUGUGAACAAUUUUUCAGCAAUAAAUAUUGCACUUCCAUAUGUCACACGUAUACUGAGCAUAUUUACAUUUGUUGGGAACGUCGCCGUCGUUAGUUUGUAUUUUGAAACAGAAUUUUCAUUUUUUUCACUUUUCCUAGCGUUUAUGGAAUUGAAGCAAGAUACUAAGUCUUGAGAUCAGUUUAUCAAUGCAUAUAAUAAAAAAUCAAGACGGAAUCAAUAAAUCAGUAAUUUUAUAGUGAUAAUUCAUCAACCCAUAUUUAUGUGAAAUUCGUGAAAUAUAAAUGUGAUGAAAAUGAUACUACCUUGGAUUUUUUCAAGUCUGUUUUUGUUGGCUCACUCGAACUAUGCCUUCAGUAUUGACUCUAUUCAGCAGUGGAAUGAAAGUCAGGUUGUCUGUGGAUACUCGGUCAAGAAUAUAAAACCAGAUGAAUGGGCAAAAAUACUGGAAGAAAAUUUUUCAACGGGAACAUUGAACGAAACAAGUACGAACGAAGAUUCCAUGAACCAAAAUGAAAAAAUCGUUGUUUCCUACGAAGAUUUUUUAUGUUGCCUCAAAAAUGUGUGGAUAAGUGUGAAGAACAACAUUCAAAAACAAAAAUGUCUCAAGUUUUUCAUGAAAUGCAUCAAGUACACUCAGCAGCAGAGGUGUUCAGUACCUUGGACCUACUACGUUAAUCUGGCUGUACAUGAUUUGAGGGUUGCGACGAUGCUAGUAGUUACCAGUGCUGUUUUCUUCGUGACCUCUGUGAUUUUGGUUGAAAAAUGUAAGGAAGAUGGAUAUGAUUCUUUCAUAGACGUUUCUUGAUGUCAUUAAGUCUACUAUACUAACCAUGAAUACUUAAGUGUACAGUACUGUGUUUUUCUAUAAAUUUUCUAUUUUUUGUGACGUGAAGGAGGUAUUUUAUUGAGUGUAAUGAAUAAAAGACGAUAAAAAAUGUAAAAGAAUA
This is a messenger RNA of Coccinella septempunctata (seven-spotted ladybird), 1104 nucleotides long. RefSeq lists its product as uncharacterized. The transcript is spliced from 3 exons. Lineage: Eukaryota; Metazoa; Arthropoda; Insecta; Coleoptera; Coccinellidae. The record is from RefSeq and is a predicted model, not a curated record. Bases 444 to 962 code for a protein of 172 amino acids.